UCAUUAUCUUCUCGUCUGAUAUCUUUUAUUCGACUACUUCUACUAACAUCCCCAAAAAUGGAAUCCUUUGCCACCUCGGACAAACUCUUUGAAAGCCGCGAGUUCGUCAAAGGACUCGAGGAGCUGAAAAAGCGACGUGAAGAUGGCGAGAUGACUUGUGAUCUUCUCUGGAGAAUGUGCCGCUUCUGCCACGAACUUUCGACGACGAUGAGCGGAGAGCAGCGACGAAAGAUGCUGAUCGAAGGACGCGACUACGGAUUGGAAGCCAUGGAUCUUGAUCCAUCAAGCUUCCUUGCCGCUAAAUGGACUGCCAUCAUGUUCGGACUUGUUGUCGAUCAACUGCCAACUAAGGAGAAGAUCAAUGACGGUGGACGGCUCAAGGACAUGCUCGACAAGGCUCUCGAAUUGGAUCCAACCGACUUUGCUCUUCUCCAUCUUCGUGCUCGCUUCUCUUACACCAUCGCGAACCUUUCAUGGCUUGAAAGAAAAGCAGCUUCAAUGCUCUACAGCGAAGUUCCAAAAGCAACGAUCGACGACGCUCUCGUCGACUUCAAAGCCGCCUACAACCAAAACGCUGAUUGGAUCGAGAAUUUGCUGUUCCUGUCGAAAUGUCAUCUUGCCAAGAAGGAGAAGCAGCAAGCACGUGAGAUGCUGAACAAGGCGAUCGUCUUACCUGCCGCUUCAUCGAAUGAUGCUCAAUUCGUCACGGAGUGCAAGUCUCUUCUCCAAAAAUGCUAAUUCGAUCUAUUUGACUACGGUUUCUUAUUGAUUCCUGCCCCCCUCUCUCCCCAAUUAACUUCAUAUUUUGCAUCAAUGAAUUUUUCUGUAAAUAAAGAAUUUUUACCUGUG
Messenger RNA from Caenorhabditis elegans, 849 nucleotides. RefSeq names its product Regulator of microtubule dynamics protein 1 (gene rmd-1). The transcript has 3 exons. Gene Ontology annotation, cellular component: spindle pole; spindle microtubule; mitotic spindle pole. Lineage: Eukaryota; Metazoa; Nematoda; Chromadorea; Rhabditida; Rhabditidae. Bases 58 to 738 code for a protein of 226 amino acids. The record is from RefSeq and is marked reviewed.